Molecule: messenger RNA, 1009 nt
Organism: Paramecium pentaurelia
Lineage: Eukaryota; Ciliophora; Oligohymenophorea; Peniculida; Parameciidae
Source: the annotation of a GenBank genome assembly
AUGAAAUAAAAUCAAGUCUGUAGAUUUUCCACUAAUAGAUACUUAAAAUUAUACAGAGCAAUAGCUAUCAAUCAUGAUAACACUCUGAUUAUUGCUGCAGCUGAAUUAAACAUAAAAGCCAUCUAGGUCAUUCUACCACCUCUUUCAUAAUCAGAAGCCUUUCGAAUUACAAUUACAAAAGCAUCUUUAGAUAAAUUGAAAUACUUAAAGGUAAAAAUUAAGAUUUUGUGUCUUCUCUAAUGUUUUUCAAAAAACUCCAUCACUGAGAAAUUCAUUUAUCUCGGGUUUAGAUGGUAAUACGAAUAUUAUUUGGUCGCCUCUUAAUUCAUUCGAAUUUACAAUACCAACUAAUCAGAAAGACUAAUGUAUACGAGAAGAAAUAUGUUUAAAUAUACUUACUCCAUCAGAGACCUUAUUAUUAGUGGGUCUUAUGAUAAGAAGAUUAAAUUUUGGUCUCUUCCAUCAACAAAACUUCUUUACCAUGGAAAUGUUCAUAGACUAUUGAAGAACAUACAGCUAAAAUUUUUGGAUUAUCAAUUAAUCAAGAAGGUAAUACAUUACUUUCUUGUGCUAGUCAUUUUUGAAUAUUAGUGAUGGUAGGUUCUAAUAAAACAUAAUGAAAUAUUAGAUAAAGAAUAUCAGUAGAUCAAUGGAGAUAUAGAUUAUGUUUUAUAAAUAAUCAUGUUUUUACAUCUUAACCUAUAGAAACAGCUCCUCAAUUAUAGAUCAGCGCACAUUCAUAUUUUUAUUUACAAUAACCAAAAAGAAUAGUAUUAAAAAUCAAAAACAGAAUUGGUUUAAGGUGGUGGGUAACCCUGCAGGCCUUAUUUUUCCAUAAUUAUACCUUUAUUCAGUUUACCUUUUACUUUCUAAAAAUGAUCAUUAUUUAAACCUUAUUAGACUCAAAUUCUCAUCCUCCAAAUCUGAUUUGGAAAGUAAUUUAGAAUAGGCGAUUAACUUAGGUAGCAAUAGGAGGUUGUUUCAGCAUUGUAGUGGAUUUUCUAAAUGA